GGGUCAGUGCAUUCCAUGCAGCGGGUAUGGAGUGAGGGGCGUGGUUGGCGUUUGCUUAGGCAAAAGCGGAGCAAUCGACGCGCUCUAUCCUCCUUCACUCAGGACUUCCUGAUCUCCCGUUCUCGUCACUGGAUUGGCCGCCAGAGGUUCGUCUACUCCCCGGGCCUGCGCGAUGCAGGACGAGAGAAGAGGAGGGUGGGCAACAUGGCGGCUACUGCGGCUGGUGUGGGCCGGCUAGAGGAAGAGGCGUUGCGGCGAAAGGAACGGCUGAAAGCCCUAAGGGAAAAAACCGGGCGCAAGGACAAGGAUGACGGGGAGCCCAAAACCAAGCAGCUCAGAGAAGGGGAGGAGGAAGGCGAGAAGCACAGGGAACUCAGGCUGCGGAACUAUGUCCCUGAGGAUGAGGACCUGAAGAGGAGGCGGGUGCCCCCGGCCAAGCCAGUCGCAGUGGAAGAGAAGGUGAAGGAGCAGCUGGAGGCCGCCAAGCCCGAGCCCAUCAUUGAGGAAGUGGACCUGGCCAACCUCGCGCCCCGAAAGCCUGACUGGGACCUCAAGAGAGACGUAGCUAAAAAGCUGGAGAAGCUAGAAAAGCGGACGCAGAGGGCCAUUGCCGAGCUGAUCCGUGAGAGGCUAAAAGGCCAGGAGGACAGCCUCGCCUCUGCAGUGGACGCUACGACGGAGCAAGAGGCCUGCGACUCCGACUGAGGCACGCCUUAUGCCCCCACCCCCACCAUCAUGCCUGUCCUGUGGGCGGGUGGCCUUGGGCAAGGGUGGGGGCUGGGCUUGCUGUUACCUCCCAUUUGGCUCCAGAACUACACUGCCCCACCAGCCAGAAACCCUUGCUUGGGGUGAGGUCAGCUCCUUGUCUCCUGAGUGGCCCUCACCAUGCCUAGAGGGACAGAGCCAACAGCAACCCCAUGGGCUUGCUGUGUCUGUACAUAUUUGUGUAAUUAGAAAUUUCUUUUAUCCCUAGAAAUAGAAGCAUGCAGACCCAUGUGUGUGGCAGAAACCUAUUAUAUAAUUUUGGGGUCCCUGGGGUACUGUGGGUUUGGGCCCCAAGACAGGGCGGCUGUGAGCUGAAGCUUCACACGAGGAAGUCCUGUGUCGGACCAGGCAUGUCGAGGCUGGAGGAGCGCAGAAGGCCCAGACCCCACCUUUUGAGUCUGGGUCCUGGUCCAGUCAGGAGGUCAUGUCAAAACCUGUGGUGACAGGGAGAGUCUGAGAGGCUUCUCUAAGCCCUCCCACAGGCCUGGGCCUUGCUGGAGUGUGUGGCCAGCCUGGAGAGGCUCCCACUCUGUGUCGGUCCUCUGUGGCUCCCCUCACAGUGUGAGAGAGAAGGGAGAGGCUGGGCAUGUGGAGGGGGUAUGCUGGGUCCUGGCAAGCCUCCCUCCCAGGUGGAGCCAGAUUCAAGGCUCCUGGCACUGUUGUGUCUCACUCUGACAACCCCCAGCGGUUCCUGUUCCUGUGUCACCGUCAGAGCUAGACUGUGGCUUCCUUGGGACGGGGCCCCUGCACCGGGGGGUGGGGGGUGGCUCCUAGAGACUAGGGUAUUAGAGCCUGGUUUUGGGGGUGGUCUUGGGCCCUAGGUCCCCAGGGUCCUGGCAUUGGGACCAUGAGCCUCGUCUGUGGACCUGACUAUCCGGAGUGACUGGCCACAGUGCUGAGUCCAGGUCCCCAUGGCCAACUAGAGUUUCAUCUCCAAAGUGAUAACACGCUUGAGCUGCCUGCAGGGUUUCCCCUCGUUUGUCCCACCCCCAGUCAAUGUCCUCCCAGUGCAUCCUGCCCUCUGCUGAGUUGGAGGAACAUUGGCCUGACUCUGGUGGACAGUGCCAAAGACCCAGGUCACAGAACUGAAGUGAGUGCAUGUGCCCCGACACCAGCACGUUCAUACAAUGAAGCAGAUUCUUUCAUCUAAAAACUACUCUGAGGAGGUAACCUGUACAGGAAGGGAGCAGGUCUGAUGGAGGGCCAAAGCAGUAGGUGGCUCGGUGAGCAGCGGACAGGCCCAGGACUCUGGUUCCCAAGCAAGCCGGGGUCACACCUGCCCAUGGGCGGCAUGGCUGGAGCCAGACUCCCUCUGCCUCAUGGCAUCUGGGACCGGCCUUCCCUUCCUGGGAAUAAAGGACGAGAAGGUGCCUCCAGGCCUAGGACUGUUGUACAAGCAGGGUGCUGGUCUGUGGCAGCGUAUGCCUCAGACUCCCAGCGAGGCUCCCACUCUCUUGAUGGUGCUGGGACUAGCAUGUGGCCGGCCCCACAGAGUGGGAACCCUGAGAGCUGAGGAAAGGUUUGCUUCUGCAUUUACAGCUCUGUAUGACUACAGAAAAUCGGCAUGCACGGAGAGGGCAAAACCAACACCAUCACGCAUGACGGGUGCAUGAACAAAAGUUACAGAAUAUGUGAGGAGACCGGUGCCUUGAAGAAGGGGUACCACCCCACCAGGUGGAAGAGUUGAUCCCCAAGGAACUGAUACCAUGACCUCCUUACAGACUUUAAAAUGAAUGUUGGUUUUCUCGCCGGAGAUAAAAGAGGCACCCAGCUUCCCUAACUCAGGAACUUAGGUAGGAGGAAGAUCUGGGUGGUAAUCUUGGAAACAAAGAAAGUCUAUUAAAAUAAAUGACACACACAGACACACACGCAUACGUACGCGCGCACACACACACACACACACCAUAAGCAACUCACUGGAGGAGCUAAGUAAUAACAAUCGGAGGAGGGAUUAAUCAGUUUAAAGUUAGGCGGAAGCCCUAGAAGGCGGCAGUGAGAGCAGGUAGCUUGGCAAGUGGACAUAACUGCCAGGUGUCUGUGAGCGGAUGGGAGAUCGGGAAAAGAAAACCAGAGAAAGAAGGAAUGGCUGACCGCUUCUGUCUCUGGCAUCCUGGGACUGCAGUGGCCCGAACUGAUCCUCCCUUUGCAAACAGCUAAAAAUACUAGGUAAAUAAAUAGUUACAACAAAUACUUUUAAAGGCCUCAGUGACCAGACAAGAAAGUAGAAAACACUCAAGCAAGAGGGUAGGAGAAGCAGCAGAAUGCUUAAGUCUGACCUCUGACUUGAAGGUAUGUGACAAGCGAGGUGAAACAGCAUUGGUUUUUGGGGUGCUCGGUGCCUGGGGCCAAGACAACUCACUACCUGUGCAUAAUGAGGGGCCUGGUACGAGAACCCUCCAGAAGGCUGGGGCUGCAAAGGGCAGAGCCCUCUGUGAACUAAUAAUAGAUCCGCUCCCUUGGCAUCCCAGAGGAAAACUGAUUCUUGGCACUGACUGGAAUGAAGAAAGGUCUCCUUUGAGAACUGAGCCGGCCCCCACAUGGGUUUGCAUGUGAGAAACCUCAAGCCAAGAAACAGAUCGAUAACCUAAAAUGAGAAGCUAAGAGAUACGGAGGAUAGAGUGAGAAGAGCUACAUAACAUGUGAUUAGAGUUCCAGGAGAGAAAAAAGGCAAAAAGGAGGCGGAUGUUAUAUAUAUAUACACACCUAUAUGUGUAUAUAUAUAUAUAUUUAUAUUUAUUUUAAUGGCUGGAAACAACUCUUCAAAAUCACCAAUCCAAGGAGGUCAGCAUAUCUCAAGCAAGGCAACAAAAGGAAAUCAACACUCGAGAGAAGUCAUAUCUCGGUAUGGAUGGUGAUUAAUUAGGUAUAGUCACUUUUUGACUACUCAUGACCCAAACACAUUUGUGCAUUUUUUGUAUGUUUAUUACACCUUAGUAAGCAAGUUCACAUAAAACUUUUUCAUAUCUUAAUCAUCAAUUCCUGCUUCGAAUUCCAUACAAAACUCAGUGGCCUAAAACAGACCUUUAGUAUUGGACCGUUUCUGCGGGUCAGGAAUGCAGGAGUGGCUUACCUGGGCAGUUGUAGUUUGGGGUCUCUGAGAUCGUGGUCAAGAUGUUCCCAGGCUGCAGUCAUCUGAAAGCUUGGCCAGGGCUGGAGGCUGUGCUUCCAGGAUGCUGUCCACUGCCAGGAAGGCUCAUAGAAGCCCGGUGUACACGGAGCCCUUGCCACAUGGCUCUCUCCAUAAGGCUUUUGUGAGUGUUUGUGUGUGUGUGUGUGCGUGUGUGCGCACACACGCUGUGGCAGCCGGCUUUCCCCAGAAUGAUCAAGCCAAGACAGAAAGUAGGGGGAAAGUAGGGCCUUUUAUGACCUGGGCUUGGAAAUGAUACUCUGCCACGCUAUAUUGUUAGAAGCAAGUCACUACAUCCAAUGACUUGGGAAAUUAAGUCCAGCCUACACUCAAAGGAGAAUUCGGUUCUACAUCGGGAAGGGAGGUCUAAGAAUUUGUGGGCGUAUUUCAAAACCACUGCAUACCUAGAGAGUUAAGUGCAAUAAGUUGGUAAAACAAAAAGGGCAAGAAAAGAUGUUAAAAUUAGAAAAGAUAACAUUACCCUUUAAGGAGCAAGACAGCAGAUGUCUCAGCCGCAGCCGGUGGUAACUAGAGGGAUACCUGCCUGUAUUAGCGUUAACUAGACGAAAGAAAGUUGUCAACCUACAGUUCUAUACCCAGAGAAAAUACCUUACAAGGUAUUUUUAGACAAACCCAGAGAUUUUGUCACCAGCAGACUCACAUGGAAAGAAAGUCUGUUUUGGGGGUAAUGAAAAUACUGCACAAUGGAUUGCAGUGGGUGGUUUCACAAAUCAAUGGAUAUGCUAAAAGCUGUUGAAUUUGUACACUUUGAGUGGGCAAAGUGUAGGCGAUGUAUAUUCUCACUAAAGCUGUUCUUAAAAAAUGAAAUAAAUAAGCAUUCUCCUUUUUUAAUUUUAA
Messenger RNA from Mustela erminea (ermine), 4750 nucleotides. It is a transcript of the gene CCDC12, whose product is annotated as coiled-coil domain containing 12. The record is from RefSeq and is a predicted model, not a curated record. Gene Ontology annotation, cellular component: U2-type spliceosomal complex; post-mRNA release spliceosomal complex. The transcript is spliced from 8 exons. Bases 16 to 705 code for a protein of 229 amino acids. NCBI's taxonomy places the organism in Eukaryota, Metazoa, Chordata, Mammalia, Carnivora, Mustelidae.